Messenger RNA from Neospora caninum, 2376 nucleotides. RefSeq lists its product as hypothetical. NCBI's taxonomy places the organism in Eukaryota, Apicomplexa, Conoidasida, Eucoccidiorida, Sarcocystidae. Bases 1 to 2376 code for a protein of 791 amino acids. The transcript is spliced from 3 exons. The record is from RefSeq and is a predicted model, not a curated record.
AUGGCGACGCUCGAAGAUAUCGACGCAUUCUUUGACGCCCUUGUCGAUGGCGGGGAGGAAUCUUCUGCCGGACAGGCGGCAUCCCCCGAAAGCAAGCGGGGGCCCGACGGGGCUCCAGCAGAGCCCACCGAAAGUCUGUUGGAGGCGAGCCUGUCUGAGUCUUCAAAGGAACUGGAAAGACGCGUUCCUCCUCAAGAUGCGCCUCCAGAAAGAGUGGACGGUGCGCUCCCAACUGAGGAGAUUUCUUCCGCGCUUGCUAGAAAUGGAAGUGCUGGGGACCACCUCAGCUGUCAGGCCUCGGGUGUACAGACAGCAGGAAGCCGUGAUGGCCCCGAGCGCGUAACUGCCCCCGCGACGGGUGAACACCCUGCUCUUUCUGCACAGUUUCCAACCUCCGCGCCGUCUCUCCCUUCUUCGCUUGGGGAAAAGGCAAAGCUGGCUGGGGUGUCCGGACACGAAGACGAUCGCCAGCAGGAGGCGGGUGCCGAGCGUCAAGCAUCUUCGGCUCUCCUUCCUAAGAUGGUUUCCGCUUCGAGAGGCGACGCCUCCCUUGGGACCCCCUGCUCUCCCACCAAGCGGGGCAGGGACGAAGACGGGCCCAGGAGCCCAACUAGCGGUCGAACCGGCGGACCGGCGGGGAUGCCGGCCCCGCCGCUUCGUCCGCCGUCCACGGCGGCAACUGGGAAACCACGAGAGGCAGCUAGUCACCACGCGGCGACGGGACUCCCUCUCGCCUCUUCUCGUAUCCCUUCUUCUCUCCCUUCCUCUGUCCCUUCUUCUCUCCCUCCUCCUCUUUCUUCUCUCUCUUCUCUCCCUGCUUCUCUCUCGUCUUCUCUCCCUUCUCUCUCUUCUUCCCACCCCGCGCCUGUGUCUGUCCACGAGAUGUCGUCGUCGGUCUCCGCGCAAGCUGCCUCUCAGAGUUUCGCGUCUUCUCUCUCGUCUCAUCCGUGCGCCGGAGCUCAGCAACAUCUUGCUGCUCCCGCAGUCUCUGCUCCUCCCACGCCAUCUCCGGCGUCCUUGCCGCCGCCGUUUCCUCUCCACGACCGCGCCUUUCCGGGCAUCAGCGGAACUCCCCAGUUUCUGCUUCGCCCGGAAGCUGGCGCCGAGAAGCCGUGCAAAGUGCAAGUGUCGACAUCGGCUUCUUCGCCGCCAGAGUACGCCGUCGCUCCGCCGUUACACUUGCCUUCGCAAAGCGGCGACUCGUUGCAGGAAGACAUGGCGUUCUGUGCGGAGACGGUGUCGAGACUCAUUGAAGCGAAGCUGCUGGAAAACGACCAGAUGCUCUUUGCCGUCCACGAAAAUCUCUCGCAACCGCCGCAAAGUAACCAGACUGGGUUUUCGAAAGGCAGAGCUGAGGACCUUGCGCAAGUCGAGCAACGCUUCCGCGCGAACAGCGACUUCUGGUCACACGAGGAGCUCCAGCGUCUGCAUCACGCCCUGCGAACGCCGAACUUAGCUCCGCCUCCACCAAAGACUGCGCCGAAAAAGGAGAACGAGGAGGUCGCCCCUCCACCUGGGAGUGGCGGUGUAGAGACACCGGAUGCGCCGUCCGGUUCAGUUCCCGGCCCGCGGACGGACUCUGGAAAACCCACUGCGAGCGCGUCUGCUGCACCGGCGCCUUCGUGCCCUCCUCAGGGCAUUCCCCUCGCCAGCGCGGCGGCAGCCUCUCCGCUUUCCUCCGAUGUACUUUCAUCUGCGUCUGCUGCGCCGUCUUUCCAAGUUCCGGAGAUGUCCGUUUCGUCUUCUCUGCGUUCGUCUCCUGGGGAUCGGCAGCUGAUGCCAGAGGAGAAAGUUGGUCAGUUUCCGUCCUCGCGGGUGCCGGCUGGAUUCGUGGCAGAGCACGGAACGGCGCCUGUGCCUGGGGUGGUCGGGCCGGGAUUCCAAACGCCUCAGACGUGUCCCGCACCCGUGCCGCCUUCAGGUGUCCAUACACCUUGUGGCCGUGCCGGUGGCGACCCACCGAAGCCAGUGGUUACGCAAAAGCCUGACGAAACGCAGUUGACUGCCACCGCGCCGUAUCUCCACCCUGCCGCCCUUCCGUCUACCGCGCCGUUGCAUGCGCCUUUCUCUGCUCCGCUGCAACACACCGUUAACGCGUCGCUGCUCGCCUCGCUGUCCCCUCAGCUGAGCAUCCCUCCGAGCGCUCCCGGCCAGCUGGGUUCGCUCCCCUCUGCACCGGGCGAAUCGGUGGGCGUGCAUGCCGCGUCUCGAGGGCAUCCGUCGCCCUUGGGCGUUUUGAGUGACCAGCAGGCGUCGCAGUCUGGCUGUCUCCUUCCUCAGAGCCUCGGCCACACGCAUGCGAACUUCAAUGCCUUCGCGCAUGCGGCCUUUCCACCCAACGGCGGCCCGAUGCCCGGGUCUUACCGAAGUCGCUAG